CCUAAUAGGCCAUGGAGUGCCAGUAUCAUCGCGUUUGGGUAGAGAUCUAGACGGCCGAGAACGAGAGAAGCGAAAAAAAGAUCGCGUGCUGCGUGUCGAUGCGCGAUCGUUUCUUGUUCUUGUGAUUUUUCGCCGGUUGCUUAGGAAUUUUUUGAUUAUUUUUGAAUUUUUUUUGUGGAAGUUUGAAUUUUGUGUUGGUUUUUUAUUGUUUAGUGUUAUUUAUUUUUGGGAAUAUUUUUCUGCAGGGAUUGUAAAAAAUGGUCCAUUCCUGAAACAAUGUAACGCGUGCCCCCCAAUCGCGAUACGACCCCCUCCACACUACCCCAUCCCUAUCCGGUGAAUGCGGUGCGUCAAAAGACAGCGCCCCAGGUGUAUUGGCCACCUCCUGGUGGCAAUUUUGUUCGUUCUGACGACGGCGAAGGCCGAAACGUCGGAAAUUACCGAUUUCGUAAUCACAAACGUCUUGCCAGAUGGCGAAGUGGAGACAAGGAUCUACUACAAGGGCCUCAGCGCCAAGGAGACGAGGGUUGGAAGUGGAUCAAAUUUCGGUCUCAAAUUUCGCCAGCUGACCCACGCCAACCAUCUGAUCCAGCUGAUCAUCGACGACGACGAUCAACUGAUCGACUGUGAGUUUGGACACGAUAAAAACCAAACGAAAUCGUUCCUAUCUAACUUUAAGCGUGAUUUAAGUGAUUUAGUAACUACCUCAAAUAUUAGCGUGGAGUCGUUGGACGGCAAAGAGUUACCUACAGAGUAUAAGUGGAUGAAUUAUAGUCAGCUCAGGGAGCAGUGUAAGAGGAAGCAUGGAGAGAUGAAGGAGAGGAUGAAAGAGGAAUGGGAGGUGCAGCAUUACCAAAGGUCAAAACGUGACGUAAGCGACAUUUUCCGAGUACCAGGAACCAAAUGGUGCGGCAAAGGAUAUUCCGCUGAUAAAUAUACCCGCCUUGGAGGUUUUUCCAAGACGGAUCGAUGUUGCAGGAAGCACGAUCUGCGAUGUCCGUUCUGGAUCAACGGAUUCGAGACCAAAUAUGGUCUCUUUAAUUGGAGGAUCAACACAUUGAUGCACUGUAACUGCGAUGAACGCUUCAGGGCAUGUCUAAAACGAGUUCGAAGCGGUGAUGCAAAUAUGGUAGGAAGACUAUUCUUCAACGUAGUUCAAACUAAAUGUUUCGUCCUCAAGCCGAAGAAAACCUGCGUGCGGCAUUCGUGGUGGGGCAAAUGCGAAAAAUUUAAGAUUGUCAAACAAGCAAUAUUAAGAGAUAAUUUACCAUACUAAUUUAAUUGUUUUAAAGAUCAUUGUUUUAAGGGGAAUUUUGAGUGGAUCCAUCAAGCUGUACCUACCAUAUGCAUAAAAGAGAAGAGUAUCAGGAAAACAUCUUAAAAAUAAAUUGUUAUUUUAACAAGAUUCCUACCUUUAUUUUGUUGACCUUGUACUGGCGAGAGAAUAUGUUGAUAUUGUAGCCUACACAUUAAUUUUCUUCUUCUUUUCUUCUAUUUCACAUCUCAAUUCAUUUGAUAGAAUUUUCUUAAUUAUUUUUGCAUCUUCCUUCGAUUUUGUCUUUAACAACUUUUUCAAUUUCUUAGCCAUUACAGUGUUCUUCUCUAAUUAUUUUUAUAAUCUUUCAGUGUUUACAACACUACCUACCUAUAAUUUUACCAAGGACUUUGAUUUUUACUGUUUCCUUUUAUACUAUUUAAUUAAUUGUAUUCUCGACAUUCUGCCAUGCUUCUCUAUGCUUUUCUAUUUUUUUUAUUAGUAUUAUUAAAGUCAUAUAUUAUUAGCAAAAAAUGAUGUGUAUUUUUAAAAAUAUCUACUUAGGUAAGUACUACUAUCUCGAUUUACUUAAAUAAUUUAAUUAAAGUUUAUUAUAAGUAGAUACUCUUAUUUGAUAUGACAAGCUCGAUGGAUCCAAAAAAUACUCUAUAAUUUUAAAAUACAAUUUCAUUUUUGUUAUAAAAAAAUCAAUACAUGUCUGUAAGAUAAAAAUUUCAAUUUAAAACAUAUUUCAUAAUGUACCAUAAUAUUCUAUAUUUUUUUGAUAUUAGAACAUUUUUCGUGUGUUAAAUUGACUUCUUUUCCUAAUUAUUAUUUAUCAAUAACAAAAUUAAUACUAGGUACAUAUUAUUUAAUGUUGCUUUUUUCCAUUGAAUUUAAAAAAUAUAUAUUUAUGUUUUAAAUAUUGAGAAAUCAAAUUUAACUAUCAGAAAAUUUUUGAAUAAUUAAGAACAGCGAAAAUAUAAUAUUAAUUUAAUUUGUACCUACAAGAUGCCCCAACGAAAAUUUGACCUGGGGGUUUUGGGUAUUAAUAUCAUAGACGCUAGGACAGGUUGAUUUUAGUUUGAAAGAGGACAAUCCUUUAAUCAUUUCCUCAACUAUCAUGCGUCAUUCCUCUCCUCCCGAAACUCUAACCAGAACAAAAUCAUUAAUUAAAAAGAUAAUAAUUUUAUGGCUAUUCUAGCAAUAUAACUAUUCUUUGCGUUACAUUUUAUUUUAGCGCCCUCUAGCGGGAUAAUUCUUACGUAUUGUAAAGUGCAACACUUUACUAAAAAAAUUAGCCACACUUUACAAUACGUAACAGUUUUUAUCCCGCUAUAGCGGGCGCUAAAAUUCGUCAUAAAAUUACCUUUUCCAUGAUCUGUCAUACUUGGAACUUUUACCACUUAAAUUGUAUUUGUUAGAGUAAUGGAGGAAAGGGGAAUGACGUAUGACAGUUGAAGAUAUGACUGAAGAGGAUGUCCUCCUCCAAACUAAAAUCGACUUGUUCAAACGCUAUUAAUACCCAAAACCCCCAAGUCAAGUUUUCGUUGGCCACCUUGUAUGUUAAUAAUUAUAUACAGUGUGUCAAAUAAAAGAAUUGUUUUUUCCCACUCUAAGUUUUAUUACAUUAUAUUGAUUCUUAAUCUUAUAUUCAUACUUUUAGAUAGAUGCAUUUUAAAUUAUUAUAUAAUGUUUAAUAUACUAAAAUUUCAUAUUCAAUCAUUAAGUUUAUUUUCGUUGUAAUAGAAAAUAAAAAUUUUUGUAUAAAUGUUUAUAGUCACCAUGUAUAUUAGUUUUUAUGUAUCCACUCUUGUAUUACCAUAUUUAUUCAGGGGCGUUGAGAAGUUAUUCGAAAAGUUUUUAAGAGGCAAUGUUUCGUGGCUUGUCCACGUGUCCACAAUAUAUUUUUUAAACCACAUCAAUUCAGAAUGUUUUGUAUUAUACAUACACAACAAAAAUUAUCACGCAACUUUUUAAAUUUUUAAUAAAAACAUCAAUCUAUCAGGAUCAAUUAGACAUUAAGACGAUUUAUACGUUACUGCACAGAACGUUAUACACAAACGAAUAGAACCCACUUAACCGAUGCAGUACAUAACAAUACGGUACGUAACGAUACGGUACGUUACUUUCAUUUAACAGUAAGUGUAUUCAUAUUGAAUGGUUCCAGAUUAAGAUGCGUAUUGCUGUGUGUGCUAUCCCUGGAUUGCUAUAAUCAGACGGCCACGAGUGACCGGCUUGCCGUAACCGUGCUGUGCAGUGUCGUGACGUAUAACUAAAGUAAAAAUUUAAAAAAUAAACCUUAAUCAAAUUUUUCAGGACAAAUAGAUAUUUCAUUAUUUUCAGUCAUGAAUAUGAAGCGUAUAUCUUAUUUAAUUACACAAAAAUCCUAAGUAUUAGCAAAGAAAAUUUUGGCCCGUUAAUUAAUAAAUAUAUAACAUGUUGAAUUAGUUAAUAAGUAAUCAGCUGUAGGAAACAAAUUUCAAAUAAAUGACAAAUUAAAAUCGCAUUCUGUGAUUCAAAUUUAAUAGUGUUUUUGAUUUGAUAAGAAAACAUUCAAACACAGUAUUAGUUAGGUAACUAGUUCACCUUGUUUAUUUCUCUUUUAUUUUUAUUUUUUAUAGAUAUAUUAAUAAAGAUAUAUACUCUUUAAAAAAUGUUUUCUCUGCUGGCUCUUAAUAAACUUUCAAAUGUUUAUAUUUUUCGACGUCCUAUAUUAAGAACCAAAAUGUGAUUUAUAUAAUACUUUAGUCUUUAAUUUGUAUAAUUAUUAUGAAUACAUUUUAUUUUUGUAUGUAUAUAUGUACAUUAUGGUAUGAAAUACUUAAAAAAAGCAAUAUUUACGAAUUUAAAAUCUACGAGGUGUUAUAAGAAUGUAAUACUUAAAUUUAAAUGAAUAAUUUUAAAUUGGAUGUAGGUAUUUCUGCGGUGAUCAUGUUGGUAUAAUUAUGUAGCUAUUAUUAGGUCUACAAUUUUGAAGCGCCUUAUGUUACACAGUGUUAAACAAUAUAAUUUAUACUUUGUUUUCUAAAGUAAUAAUUUAUAAGUACACACAAAUGCCCUGUAGAGCGGACGGCCAGAAUAGCUUCACCCUUGCAUUUACCAUCAGGGUGGUAGAAUCCUCAAAAUUAUCACUUCUAAAAAUUUGGCCAUCUAGAGACACCUAUCAGCGACAUGACCGGGUUAGUCGAAAAUGGCUCGUAUUACAUUAUCUAGGUAUAUUUAAUUAAUUUGAAAACAUUAUAUUUUUAUGACAAACUGAAAUGGUAUGGUAUAUAUAUUGUUUAUACACUUUGUAGAAGGCGCUCUAGUGUAAUCAACCUAUUCUGACUCCCACUAUUAAAAUAAAUGUACUUAAGACAAUAUAUCAUUGUGACUGAUCAACACUUUUUAGAUGAACAUUUUGUAGCCUAUAUCUUUGUACUUUGUAGAUCUACUAGACGAAUCUAUAUCAUAAUAGCGCUCAAAAAAAUUGGAAAAAUACCUACAAACCGGGUGGUUAAAAAAAUACGGUACGAAAAAUAAGUACUCUACUUAUCUUACUCCAUAAAAUCAUUUUUUUAUUAUUAAAAAAAAAAAAAAAUAUGCCUACAUGAGUAAUUCACUCAAAAAAAGCUUUACAAAACAAACAUCCGUAUUCACGAAGUAUUUUUAAACAGUAAAUUAGAGAAAAUUAGAGAUGGACGUUGGUGUGAUUUUGCAGUAACAUUUAUUUGAUUCGCUACUGUGAUUAGUACAAUUCAAAUAAAUGUUUUAAUAUUAUGUUUUUCUGGAAAACAUUUUUAAAACAUGUAGAAACAGAAAAACAUGUAGAGUGUCAUUUUUCCAAGAUUAAAAUAAUUAAAUAUUGGAGACAUUCAUUAUAAUAACGUUAUACUAUCUUAAAAGUCUUACAUGUUGGUAAAUUUAAAAUUUAAAGAUGCUUUGUGAAUUAUAUGGUAAAAGAUAAUUUUUUUCAGCCACCUUUUUAGUUAAGAUUAAAAAAAAAGAGACACAAAUUGUUUUUAUUUUAUGAAAUCCUAUCAAAUUGAUAUAAGCUGCUAGGUACCUACUUUAGAUAUUUGGAAUUAUAAAAACCAUUGAAAAGCAGAGCAAAUAAUUUAACAGAGAAUAUAAAAAUAUUCCAGUUUUCAUUUAUUAUCAAUAUUAUCAUAUUAGGUAUAUUGUGAAAUUUUAUUUAUUUGUAAAUGUUAGAAAAAUAAAGAGUCCUUGGAAUGAC
Molecule: messenger RNA, 5474 nt
Organism: Psylliodes chrysocephalus
Lineage: Eukaryota; Metazoa; Arthropoda; Insecta; Coleoptera; Chrysomelidae
Source: the annotation of a GenBank genome assembly